This is a messenger RNA of Talpa occidentalis (Iberian mole), 1083 nucleotides long. It is a transcript of the gene REM2, whose product is annotated as RRAD and GEM like GTPase 2. Gene Ontology annotation, molecular function: GTP binding; GTPase activity; calcium channel regulator activity. The transcript has 5 exons. The record is from RefSeq and is a predicted model, not a curated record. Lineage: Eukaryota; Metazoa; Chordata; Mammalia; Eulipotyphla; Talpidae. The coding region runs from base 67 to 1083 and encodes 338 amino acids. Gene Ontology annotation, cellular component: plasma membrane.
GGGAAAAGCUGACAGUGCUGCUGAGUGAGGGAACGGGUGCUGCAAGCAGACUGCACACGCACAUCGAUGCACACAGACACUGACAUGGACACGGACACAGAAACCACAGCACUCUGUCCCUCCGGCAGCCACCAGGCUUCCCCCCCAGGGACUCCCACACCAGAAACAGAUGCCACACUGCUAAAGAAGCCAGAGAAACUGUUGGCAGGGUUGGACCUGGGUGGACCAUCCCCUGCCCCAGGGGCCCCCAGAAGAAGAGGCAGUAUGCCUGUCCCCUACAAACACCAACUGCUGCGGGGCCAGGCUGUAGAUGAACUUGACUGGCCACCUCAAGCCUCGUCCUCUGGCUCUUCUGACUCCUUGGGCUCAGGAGAGGCAGCCCCCACCCAAAAGGAUGCCAUUUUCAAGGUCAUGCUGGUGGGGGAGAGCGGCGUGGGCAAGAGCACCCUAGCAGGCACUUUCGGCGGUCUCCAGGGAGACAGUGCUCAUGAGCCAGAGAACCCAGAGGAUUCCUAUGAGAGACGCAUCAUGGUGGAUAAGGAGGAAGUUACCCUAGUUGUUUAUGACAUCUGGGAACAGGGGGACGCAGGGGGGUGGCUGCGGGACCACUGCCUUCAGACCGGGGAUGCCUUUCUCAUCGUCUUCUCAGUCACUGACCGAAGGAGCUUCUCCAAAGUUCCAGAGACCCUACUUCGUCUCAGGGCUGGGCGACCCCACCAUGACCUGCCUGUCAUAAUCGUUGGAAACAAGAGCGAUCUGGCCCGCUCCAGGGAGGUCUCACUGGAGGAGGGCCGCCAUCUGGCAGGGACACUGAGCUGCAAACACAUCGAGACAUCGGCUGCUCUGCACCACAACACGAGGGAGCUCUUCGAAGGCGCGGUGCGCCAGAUCCGGCUGCGGCGGGGUCGGAGCCACGUGGGGGGCCAGCGGCCAGAGGCGGGCAGUCCGGAGGGCCCUGCACCGCCAGCGCGCCGAGAGAGCCUCACCAAAAAGGCCAAGCGCUUCCUUGCCAACCUAGUGCCGCGCAAUGCCAAGUUCUUAAAGCAGCGCUCUAGGUCCUGCCACGACCUUUCCGUGCUCUGA